AUGAGCACUACCAGUGGGAAGUCAGGAAACAGAACCGAACGCCAGGCUACUGAGGCAGCUGUAGUCACCGGAAUCGACAGCCUUACUAUCGUGGAUAAAGCGAAAAGCGGAGCGAAGGAUGCUGCGAAUCAGGUAACUGGCGCAGAAUGCGCAGCAGCUCUACAGCCUACAAAAACGGUCCUGAAUCCCAAGGCAGAUGAUGCAGUCGGUGCCGUCGCCGAGGAUCGUACGACGGGAACCAAGCCAAAGCAAGUAACUAAUCCAAGGGCUGCAGUCCCUGUCGACCCUCAACAAUUAUCGACGGCUCCAGCCGGUACGACAUUGUCCAGUAUACGAGUCAGAGUCACUAGAUUUAGCCAUUGCGAAAUGUGCAACGAUCGCGACAAUAGCAGGAUGGUGCAAUGCGAUAAUUGCAGUCUAUGGUAUCACUUUUCGUGCGUUGAUGUGACUAGUGGUAUAGCAGAUUAUAGCUGGGUCUGCCCUGCGUGUGCGGAAGAAAGCAGACAGCUGCACGGGACGUCAGCGCAUUGUGAGAUUCUACAUCAAGAUCCAUCGUCCAAUCAGUUGAGUUCUAAGAGGUCUCUUGGAAAAACGAGCAGCAAGCGAAGUGAGCAGCGAAGAAUCGAUCGUCGGCUACAGAAACUAGAAGAAAUCAAGGAACUGGAAAAAAGGUUUUUAGAAGAAAAAUAUCGCAUUCUGGACGAAGAAGACGACGACGUUGGAACGGUAUCAAGCGAUGAUUCUAUGACCACCAACGAAAUAGUAAAAAUUCAAGGUUGGCUGAGAGAGACGGAUCAAUGUGGUGAGGGCGACUCUGGGCUUGUCGAAGAGGAUGUGCGACCAAAUCCUGCUAUCGGCGGAAAUACGGGCCAUGAAACGCUUCAUGGGUUUGCGCCAAAUCAACGCUCUACGCCACGGAGUCAAAUCAAUCGUCAAGCACCAAGAUCAGAUUCGGCAGCGGCACGUGGUACCAAUAUGCAAUCCCACCGAAUGAUGGAUACUUUCAGUAUAUCCCGGUCCGAGCUGCGGUCUGGAACACGGAUGCAGUCCUACCCGACAAGAACUCUAGGCUGCCCAUCAGCAGCGAAAGUUCAUUUUCAGCAACCUGCGCAGUCAGAGAUAAGAAAUCAACAGCAUAUUAGUUCCGGGUCAGAUCGAAUACAACGACGUGAACGCUACCCAUCGUUAAUCGACGAGCCAGAACAUGACCAACAUCUAGACGAAGAUUCUUUAUGCGUUCUAAAUCGGAGUCAAUUAGCGGCGCGGCAGGUCGUGCCCAAAGAUCUUCCGGAAUUCAGCGGGAAUGCAGAGGAUUGGCCUCUGUUUUAUUCGACGUACAAUUCUUCGACACACAUGUGUGGUUUUUCUAACGAGGAAAACAUGCUUCGUAUUCGAAAAUGCUUAAAAGGCAAAGCCCUCGAAGCCGUACGAUGUCGGCUCCUUCAUCCGACUAACGUUGCCGGUGUGAUGUCUACGUUAAAAAUGCUGUAUGGUAGACCCGAAGCGAUUGUGCACGCGUCGAUUAGGAAGAUCAGAUCACUGCCAGCACCGCAAGUGGAGAAACUUGACACCUUGAUCAACUUUGCGUUGACCAUAGAAAAUUUGGUCGCAACCAUCGAAGCGUGUGGCGUUCAAGAUUUCGUAUACAAUGCAUCGUUGAAGUUUGAACUGAUCGAUCGGCUUCCCCCCGGUUUGAAAUUGGAUUGGGCGAAGCAUUCCAGGAAUAACCCAGCGCCAAACCUUACGGACUUCAGUUCUUGGUUAUAUGCAAUCGCAGAAGACGCCAGCACCGUAAUGCAAACUUCCAGUACCUCAGCCAGAAGCCGAUGGACAAAAAGCGAUGGAUUCAUCAACGUGCAUGCUGACGCUGACUGUACAAAUCUGCGAUCAUUACAAGCAGACAGGCCAGGAUCGCAAAGUUCAUCGUUAGUAGAACUACCAGAGUGUAUCGUUUGCAAAAACGACUGCCAAUCAGUGGCCAAAUGCAAACGAUUUACUGAACUCACUCUGGACGCUAAAUGGGACGUAGUUAGAGAGGCGAAGCUAUGCAGGAAAUGCUUACGUAGGCAUAACGGAGUGUGUCGUCAGCAAAAACCGUGCGGUACAAGAGGAUGCACCUUUCUACAUCAUCCCUUGUUACACAAUGAGAGAUCGCAUGUUUCAAUUGGACCAUCGGAAACACCUGCCGACGCGUUUGGUAGUUGCAACAUCCACAUGACUCAAACCAAUGAGAUACUGUUCAGAAUUGUACCGGUAUUGAUUCAUGGACCUUCAAAAGUAAUACGAACCUAUGCGUUCAUAGACGACGGGUCAGAGCUGACACUAAUGGAACAAAGUCUCGCAGACGAAAUAGGAGUUUGGGGCCCAAAGUCAUCCCUGUGCCUUAAAUGGACGGGGGGCACGAACCGAGUGGAAGACGAAUCUCGAAAGGUUGCCGUGGAGAUAUCUGCUGUAGGAUUCGACUCUAGGCGACACCAGUUGACAAAUGUGCAGACAAUUCACGACCUACAACUACGCCCGCAAACCAUGGUGCUUUCUGAACUACAAGAACGAUUCAGUUACCUUAGCGGAUUACCAGUGGAGUCUUACAUCAAUGUCUGUCCUCGUAUCCUUAUCGGGCUGGAUAAUGCGUAUCUCGGACAUGUGCUGAAAAGUCGAGAAGGAAAACCACGCGAACCCAUCGCCGUCAAAACGCAACUAGGAUGGAUAAUCUAUGGCAGUUGUAACCAAAAGCGGCGAAGCUCAAAUUACGUCAAUGUACACACCAUAAAAGUUUGUGACUGUAAUCCACAAACCGAUGAAAACCUGCAUCUUGCGAUGAAAACCUAUUUUGACCUUGACAGCCUGGGGAUUUUAACUCCGAACAAGACUCUUCGAUCGCCCGAAGAACAACGUGCCGUAGAACUCCUGGAAAAGCAGACCAUACCUAAAGCAGGACGAUAUGAAGCGGGACUACUUUGGAAGUAUGAAAACGUACGUCUUCCAAACAGCAAAGAUAUGGCAUACAAGCGAUGGCAAUGUCUAGAUAGACGAAUGAAUCAGGACAAGCAACUAUCGGCAACUAUCCAACAAAAAAUGGCAGAUUACGUGUCUAAAGGGUACGUGCGAAAGCUGACGGAACCUGAACUCAACGUUCGUCCAGCUCGCGAGUGGUACUUACCGGUCUUUCCAGUUAUGAAUCCCAACAAGCCGAAUAAGGUUAGGCUGGUAUGGGAUGCAGCAGCCUGUGCAUAUGGAAUAUCACUCAAUUCGUUACUUCUAAAAGGUCCAGAUCUCCUUACGUCUCUCCUUACGGUGCUCAUUCAAUUUCGAGAAUUCCGUAUCGGAAUAUGCGGAGAUAUCCGUGAAAUGUACUUGCAAAUAUUGCUUAGCAAAGAUACUCGAUUGCGCUUCUUCUGGAAAGAGAACGAACAUGAUACAAGUCCACAAGUCUUCGAAAUGCUGGUAUUGCCUUUUGGAGUUUCGUGUGCGCCGACUAUAGCCCAAUAUGUUAAAAACAUCAACGCCAAACAAUUUGAACACGAGCUUCCUACGGCGGUUCGGGCAAUAGUUGAUCAACAUUACGUCGAUGACAUGCUUUCGAGUGUCGAAACUGAAGGAGAAGCCAUUGCCUUAGCAAGCAACGUAAAACAAAUCCAUGCAGCAGCCGGAUUCGAAAUGAGGAAUUGGAUUUCGAAUUCUGCAACUCUUCUAGAAGCGCUGGACGAACCGAAAACGGAGGAAAAAGAUCUAACAAUAGCCGAAGAAGGUGUGACUGAGAAAGUGCUUGGAUUAUUGUGGAAUACAAACACGGAUUGCUUCACCUUUAAGGUAUCGCCACGAUAUGAUCCUGAGUUGAUAUCAGGAAUGCGAAUUCCGACCAAACGUGAAGUGUUGAGAACCCUAAUGAUGAUAUUUGAUCCAUUGGGGCUCAUAGGUCACUUCCUUAUGUUCCUUAAAGUGAUUUUGCAAGAGAUCUGGAGAACGUCUGUAACCUGGGACGAUCCUAUUGAGGAAAUUCAAUUUGAAAAGUGGUUGCAGUGGCUGAAAGUGUUGCCUGAGGUAGAAAAGGUGGAAGUUCCUCGGUGCUACAGGUCAACGAUAUCGAUCGAAAGUGCUAUGGAGGUGCAAAUGCAUGUAUUUGUUGAUGCGAGUGAAAAUGGAUUUGCAGCGGUAGUGUACCUCCGAUUUCAGCAAGGCAACUUGACUGAAACUGCGUUGGUGGGAUCUAAAACCAGAGUUGCUCCGUUAAAAUUCUUAUCGAUUCCCCGUUCCGAACUUCAAGCUUGUGUUAUUGGAGCCCGAUUUUCCACCAGUAUACUCAAAUCGCUGACUGUAAAGGUAGACAGACGUUUCUUCUGGACCGACUCUAGCGACGUUAUCAGUUGGAUUAAUAGCGACCAUCGCCGGUAUAGUCUAUUUGUAGCCUUCCGGAUCAGCGAGAUACUUGACACUACCGAAAUGCACGAAUGGCAAUGGCUCCGAACCCAAUCCAAUGUAGCCGACGAAGGAACGAAGUGGAAGCGGGUUCCUGACUUGAGGAAUACUAGUCGAUGGUUUACUGGACCUGAUUUUUUGAAGAAACCAAUCAACGAAUGGCCGGUAGAGUUAGCGGCUCCAAAAGCGACCAAUGAGGAACUUCGUCCACAUCUACUCGUCCACGUUAUAGUGCCCGGUCCUGUUAUAGAUCCAGAAAACUUUUCCCAGUGGACACCUCUAGUGCGACGGGUAGCAUUAGUUUUCCGCUUCAUUAGCAACGUAAGAAUUUCUGAUGCUGAGCAGCGAAGCAAAGGAUCACUUACGACUUGCGAACUAGUACGAGCAGAAAGAUAUUUGUACCGUUUUGCACAAUGCUGUGCAUACGCGGAUGAAAUAGCAGUAUUGACAAAUAAGCGCGUAUCAAACGGUAAUGAGAUGUCGGUACCAAAGAGUAGCCCAAUAUAUCAGCUUUGUCCCUUCCUCGAUGAACAUGAUGUCCUCCGUAUGCGAGGCCGAACCGCCGCCUGUCCGUUCGUCGAUCAACAUGCUGUCAACCCAAUCAUUCUUCCAAGGAAUCAUCAAGUCACCCGACUGGUAGUGGGUCAUUAUCAUCGAAUGUAUCACCACCAAAAUCAUAACACUGUCCUCAACGAGCUUCGACAGCGGUACGUCAUAUCACGUUUAAAGGCCACCUUCAACAAGAUCCGUCGUGAUUGCCAGCAGUGCAAGAAUGAUCGCAUACGCCCUCUGGCACCCAUUAUGGGUAAUUUGCCUGUGGCUCGUCUGGCCGCCUACAGCCCUCCAUUUAGCCAUAUGGGUGUCGAUUAUUUUGGGCCUUUAUCAUUGUGCACUCCAUGA
This is a messenger RNA of Aedes albopictus (Asian tiger mosquito), 5316 nucleotides long. RefSeq lists its product as uncharacterized. Lineage: Eukaryota; Metazoa; Arthropoda; Insecta; Diptera; Culicidae. Bases 1 to 5316 code for a protein of 1771 amino acids. The record is from RefSeq and is a predicted model, not a curated record. The transcript is spliced from 2 exons.